AUGGCCCUUCAUCCUCAACAGCCUCUGCAUUUUUUAAAUGUAAGAAACCAAGUACAGACUGGGCAAGUUUCCUUCAUUACAUCUCCAGGAAUCUUCCCUAACAAUCAGCUGAGUCGAGAAAAUGUGCCAAUGGUAAAUUCAGCUCCAGAAGCAGCAACAAGCAAUGUUAAAGAUGCAUCAAUAGCACUUGGGGUAAUACAAAUCACAAUUGGAUUAAUGCACAUCGGCUUUGGAGUUGUUCUCGGGUUGCUGAGCACCUCAUACAAUAUGACUUGGGUGUUUUCCUCUAUUGCUUUUACUGGUGGAUAUCCAUUCUGGGGUGGAGUCCUUUUCAUUGCUUCUGGCUCGCUUUCCAUAUCAGCAUUCAAGGAAUUCUCUCACUGUCUGGUGAAGAGCACCCUGAUUAUAAACAUUUUUAGCAUCAUCUUUGCCUUUGUUGGAGUGGUUCUGUUUCUGUGUGAUCUGAACAUCAAUGGCCACUAUUAUCAAGACUACUGGAUGGUGCUUUCUGGGAGAGGAAUUGCAGGCGUGCUGACAAUAUUUUCCUUGUUGGAAUUCAGCAUAGCAUGGGCCAUGACCUACUUUGCAUACCAAGCUAUUCUCCGAUGCAACAGAUCUGUCCCGGUUGCUCCAGCUGUGUCCGUGGCCAACCCCUUGAUGCAAGAGUCUCCCUCAGCUCCUCCUAUAUAUGACAACAUUCCCGAUUAUGCUCCUACACAGUAA
Messenger RNA from Mus pahari (shrew mouse), 723 nucleotides. It is a transcript of the gene Ms4a12, whose product is annotated as membrane spanning 4-domains A12. Gene Ontology annotation, biological process: cell surface receptor signaling pathway. Lineage: Eukaryota; Metazoa; Chordata; Mammalia; Rodentia; Muridae. The record is from RefSeq and is a predicted model, not a curated record. The transcript is spliced from 6 exons. Bases 1 to 723 code for a protein of 240 amino acids. Gene Ontology annotation, cellular component: plasma membrane.